GACCAACACCAUCUGACUGCUUUUACGUCAACAGAAGUUCGCUAAAAAAGCUUCUCAAAAGGGUAUCACAGCAAAGGUCGCCAUCAUGCCGACAAGUAAAUCAUCGCUGGGCCCAUCACCAAACAGUACUUCUACAACCGCCAGCAAAGCAGAUCUCAUUCUAGAUGAAGCCAGAUUAGCAGCCGCAGUUGGAAAUGAACAAGGAGAAGUAUUCGCAUUGCAAUGGCUUUCAAAAGUGGAGAUUGCACUAAGUCAAAUCGAAGAUGGAGAAAUUCUAGAAAUUCAAACUGGUUUGGAAAGAUCACUUUUGAAGCUAAUAUGUCCUUUGGAUCUCAAUGCUCCCAUUGAUCCAUCCCCGGCUGCCAUACAAAAAGCAACUAGUGCAUCUUCAACGACGCCAAAAGUCGGAAGGCCUUCAAGGCAUCUGAUUGCAAGAUCUUUUGUAGCUUUGUUCUCUCGUGGGGAAUCGCGUUCUCUUUAUGAUGUUAUACAAGCUCUACUUCAAAUCGCAGGAGAAGAGUCAAAAGGGAGAGUAUUACCGGAGAAGGAAGCAAGAGCUGCUGCUUUGUACGUUGCAGGUGAAUUAUUCCAAUCUGCCGGUCACAUUGUUAUGUCGCAAUUCAUCGCCCUUUUGACUUUGUGUCAACGAUUAUUCAAAAACAGUGGUUUACCCGUUCUCACUCGAUACCAUGCUCUAUUGUGCUUGUCAAAGGUACUCAAAUCUGGUGCGAAGAGCUUGGGCGAUCAGACUGCAAAAGAUCUCAUCAAACCCUUAAGGCAAGGAUUAUCAGAUCGAGCAGGUGCCGUUGCUCGCGGAUGUGCGGAUUGUCUUCUCGUCAUCUUGGAAGAUACGGACUACCUGAGCUCUCGAACUGAAAUUGAAGCGAUCCUUUCGAUUUGCUUCAAAACUCUCGAUACUGCAGAUUUCGUGACGAUGAAGGCUAUCUCACGAUUAUCAUCUUCACUACUAGCGGCCACACAGAAAGAGAAUGUCGUUCAGCCCGCAGCGCCAACGAAGAAAAAGUCAAAGAAGAAACGUGAAGGGCAAGAUGAUAGCUCAGAUGAAGAAGCUGGUCCUUCUGCUCCUAAUACGGCUGGAUUGGAUGGGAUGUCAAGAAGCAUCAUGACGCCAAAAGUGAUGCUAGACCAACUCUCUUCUGCAAUCUUACGUCCCUCUACAACACAAAGAGGAAAGGGUGCUCUAUUGGAUGUUUAUGCUUCUUUGCUCGAAAAACUUGGCUCAGCUUGGGUACAAUCACAUUAUGGCAUCUUGAUUGCAAAUCUACUUGACGAAAUUCCCAAUCAUGCAAGAGGAUCAUCGUCUCGAGCAGAUGUUCUAUCAAUCCGAAAUGGUGUGGCUACCGUGCUCCGCAUGGUGGUGGGUGAGCGCAUGUUGGACGAAUCAGCACAAGUUGGCGCCAUUCAAGAGAUAUGUGAUACAUUCUUGAAGAAGUGGCCAGUCCUAAUGCCAGGUCAGCAACCACCAACAAAGUAUACAUUGGUUCUCGCCUUCAACGAAUCAGCUGGACUGCUUGCACAGCUGGGAAGCGUACCACCUCAAGUCCUAGAAGCUCUUCAACAACCUUUGCUGCGGUGCCUGGCUCAUCCAAGUCAUUCUGUGCAAAUCAGUGCUGCUUGGUGUUUGCGUCAAUUGUGCAGUAUAAGUCCAUCCCAUCUUUCUUCACUGUUGAAGACCGUUUUAGAUGAGCUCAAGAGAGACAUCGCUUCGUUGGAAAGCAGUGGUGAUCGAGGAGGCUUGGAGCUCUCAAAAAGAACCACUGGAAGAGCACGGGGUUUGGCUGCUUUAGUCAGCGUGAUCAAUUAUCGACCUCUUUAUGUUUCGUUUGAUAUCAGCAGUCAGGUCCUUGACCUCGCUUUUCAGCUUUUGAAGCGAAGUGCUGAACAUAGCCUUGCAAUCUCUGCGAUCGAAAUCCAAGUCUCGUGGACGUUGAUUGGCGCUCUGAUGUCAUUGGGACCGAACUUUGUUCGGGAUCAUUUGAACCAAUUGUUGAACAUGUGGCGAAGUGCUUUGCCAAAAACAGGCGAUGUGAACGUGACACGAUCGGAUGCUGAAUGGAGCUUCUUGCUUCAUGUACGUGAAUGUACGCUCGGAUCGAUCUUGUCAUUUUUGACACACAAUGGCAACACACUCGUCACCUUAGAUACUGCCCGACGUUUGAUCGCAUUAUUGAGUAACAGUCUUUCAUUCGUUAAUGCUUUCAAUGUUCACCAUCCCACCCUGUCACAAGAACAGGUACCAGGAUCAGAACGUUCACAAUUAUCGCUUUUGGAUCGCGAACAAAUGGUACGACGUAGAGUCUUGCAGUGUUUUGUCAAAUUGUCAAGCAACCCUGCCUUAGAAGCUUUGCAGGAGAGUCUUGUCACUGCUGCCAUUCAAACUUUUGCCGAGCCAGAAAGAUACAUUGGUAGCGCUGCACAAGCUGCAAUUUCAGCAAGUUCGGGUAAUUUUACGAGCGUAUGGCAAUUGUCAGAUGGAUACGCAUAUGGUGUCACAAGUCUCAUGAACGAGAAUGAAUGUCAAGUCUUGACUGAAUCUAUCUCACAGCACAUCAAACGACCCGAUCUGCUCAACCGAGAUGCAAUUGAAUCCGAGUUGGAUUUCCUUCAACGAAGAGCAAUCAUCGGUGCUGCGGAGCAUGAUCCAAUUAUUUUGUAUACCGCUCCAUUUGAUACAAAAGAAUACGCUCUACCAGUGCCACCACCUACCGCUGCGGUGGACGCUGGAAUUGAGUUAUUUGCGUCUCUGAUCCCGUAUCAAAAGAGGGACGUUCAAAUCGCAGCAUUCGAGAAACUACUGUCCUAUAGCCGCAGUACUAGACUGGAGAAGAAUCCCGGUCGUCGAAUGGCCAUUCAGGCCAACAUUUGUACAGCAAUCCUUGGUACACUUCGAAUGGCUAUGCAUUCGAUCAAUCAACGUACUGCUGGCGGAUUCAACAAUGAUCGUCUUACCACCGCGAUCCGUAUGUUGUUGUUGGAUAACUUAAUUCAAGGAGAUCUAGCCUUGCGAACAUCGGCAAGUGAGGCAUUUGGAAGACUUGCAGCUAUCUCUGGAUCUCACGCAAUGUCAGGACAAGUGCAAAUGUUGGUGGAUCAGGUAGUGUCAAAUCGCGAUCCCGAUGCCCGUGCGGGAUGUGCGAUGGCAUUCGGAGCAAUCUACAACGAAGUUGGUGGUCUGGCUGCUGGUCCCUUGACAAAGACUGUCGUUGAUAUUUUGAUGUCUCUUGCCAAUGAUCCACAUCCAACCGUACAUUUCACAGCUUUGGACGCUCUCCGAAUGGUCGUCGAUGCCGCUAGCUUGAGCUAUAGUCCCUACGUCACAAGCACGUUGGGCAUGUUGGUCAAGCUGUACAUGCUCAGCACCCAUGAACCUGAGGGUGGAAGUGCAGGUUCGGUGAACUUACGAGCAGAUUUGCCGGCUAAUCAGGCUAUCUGUCGUGUGGUAAACUCCUUGAUUGGGGUUUUAGGACCAGAUCUACAAGAUGCUAGCAAGGUGCGAACAUUGGUACUGAUUUUGAUCAAAGAAUUGUCGUUAGAAACGGACGAAGGUGUGGUCGUUGAAGGCACAAAGGCCAUGCAACAUUUCACGCUAUUUGCACCUCAACACAUUGACUUGAUCGCAUGGAUGCAGUCAUUACAACUUCAUCUGAAGAGCAAGAACAGGCCGUUGAAGAUCGCUGCGAUCAAUGCUUUCUAUCAACUCAUACAACGUGAUGCAGUCCUCGUUAGCAAAGCAUGUGGAAAUCAAUUGGUAGAACAAUUCUUUGGCUUACUAGAUGGAGAUGCAGAUACCGAUGAAAUCAAACAAGUGUUGCGUAAUUGGUUACGUCAAACUGCAGAUAUGAGUCCGAACGGAUGGAUUGACCUUUGUCAAAGGGUUAGUCGCUCAGCUGGAUCAUCUUCAGCCAAUGCGGGCGAAACAAGCAUAAAGAAAACACAAUCUGGCGGAAUUGGCGUUUUACAGGAUGAAGAGGCCGCAACGAUUGAUUUAGGCGAUGAUGCUAAUUCACGAGGACAGGCUAAUCAGCAAAGCCGUUGGCGAACGCAAUUGUUCGCCCUACAAUGCUUGCAUGAUGUUUUCUCAACGGUGAGAAGAGCUGGUAAACUGGAACAUUUUGAUACUCCGCGUGUUCCAGGUCAGUUGAGCAAUCGUGUUGGAGAUCUUAUUCGAAUGGCUUUCACUGCAAGUACGGCACUCAAUAUGGAAAUCCGAUUGGAGGGAUUGACGAUUUUGCGAGACGUUAUUGAGAAUUUCAAAGCAGCAAAAGAUCCAGAAUUUGAAGAAGCUCUAUUGCUUGAACAACAUCAAGCACCCAUCGCAGCAGCUUUGACACCUGCAUUCUUGGGUGAUAGCACACCCGAAGUGUUGGCAAGGGCAGUGCAAGUUUGUGCUGUGUUUGUUGGUUCAGGUGUAGUACGUGAGGUGGAAAAGCUAGGCAGAAUAUUAAAAUUAUUAACAAGAGCGUUAGACAAUUGUUUGCAAAGCGAUAUGUCUUCUAUGGGAGAUGUGGAAAAUUUGUCAAUCAACGCAGCAGCCAUGCUCAAGAUUGCCGUCUUCGCUGCUUGGGGACAACUUCAAGUAGCCAGCGCAAAACAAUCAUACCUUGUUAAAGUUGUACGGCCUCAGUUGGCCCAAUUAGCACCAAUGUGGGUUCGAUGCUUGGCAGAAUAUGCAAAUUUGCGAGCUGAUCCUGAAGGUACAGGAAUGGCAAUCGCACCCGUCAUCAAUCCUGUCAUGGAUACGCCAUAUGCUGGUCUCAUUCGAGCAAUUCUCGUCCCUCAUCACCAACGUGCCUGGACAGUGAUCUUGAAUGCAGUGGCAGUCUUGAUGGGCCAGAAAGACAACAACAUUAUCUUGGCCAUGCAAGGAGAGGAAAUCUCAAGUGAUGAAAAAGCAAAUGCUGAGAAGGCAAAAAGAGAAGGAAGUGAACCAGUGAUGUACUUUUAUCCGCUUUAUGGAUUGGCAUUUGAGGCUUUGGCAACAGGGUCUGGCUCAUCACGGGAAACUCAAGGUGUACGAACGACAUUGGCUGCUUUGCGAUAUUUGUGCAAUGCAAAAUUUGCCGGAUCUGUUUUGCUUCAAGAUGACCUAUUUGACGAAUUGAUCAAUUUGUCUUAUAGAAUCAUUAUGACAGAACCUGCCACUGUACAAGUCCGUGUGAUCGAGAUGGUGUCAGCUUUCGCGAGCAGCUACGGAUCUCAAUUACAGAAUCAAGGACUGAGUAAUGGAGCCAAUGGAUCAAACUCUUUGUCAGAAGGCCUUGUACCGUCAACUAAGCUGACGACCUGCCUUCGAUUGGCAUUGUUUAGCAUUCAGAAUGCUCAAACAAGAUCUUCCUCUCAAGCCUCUUCUGCAGAAGAUCGUGCGGCUGUGAUUCGUGCAGCAUAUGGAGCAUAUUGCAGCAUGGUCGCUUUUUACACAAAAACCCAACAAGAGCACUUAUUCGUAGCAGGAUUUCAAGCCUACUCUGAACUACUGCGAAAUGAAUCGAGUGAUGUAGAUUUGGUUGGACCAACGUUGGCCUCCUUAAAAGAGGUUUGUUUGGCUUCGAUGUCGGUGUAUGGAGAUGGACUGUCAAGAUGCGUUCAUGGUUUCUUAUCGGCCAAUUUGAACACACUUGAUGAAAUGCGGUCUAGAUCCGGUAUCGUCGCUAUCAAUAAGACUAAGAAUGCAUUGUUGGCCACGGUGGUCGUCGUUACAUCUUUGCCAAAUGAUGUGGCAGUAAGUCAAGCUGUGUUGGAACAAUAUUGUUAUUUGUUGGAUCAGAAAUUGCGUCCAAAGACAAUUGAUUCAUCCUCUUUGCCGAUCGCCUCUACUGCUAUCAAUUGUCUAAAAACGAUCUUAUUGGUUGCUUCGAGGAGAAACGAGAACGCCAGCGGAUCAAAUGGAAUGGCAUUGCACUCUGCUAUUGCCUUUUGCAUCGGUCAAACGUUAACAAGUUUGGUGACUAUGCUGGUCAAUGCUUAUCAUGAUCGUGCCGACUUUAUUGGAAAGAGAUCAGAAGAGGAUGAAGUGAAUAUGAAUGCCCGCGUUCGUGUUUUAGAGGAUGCAAUGAAGACAUUGACAGGGUAUGCAGGUACAGUGCAAGAUGAAGAGCACAGGACGAGAUUGAUUGGAAUCAUUUUGCCAACCCUUUCGUUAUUCUUGCAACGUGAACAAGAAGCGGAAAGGAUGAAACAACUGGAAACUUUAGCGGCUCAUCAAAUUUUAGCUUUAGCAAGACAAUAUUCCAACGCAUUCCGUUCCGUUGUGGCUAUCUUACCUGCCGAAGAAAGAACAAGGGUUGAGCAAGGCGUACGAACAGCAGUCGGAAUGACAAACGAUCAAGCCAAUCAAAGACAAACGGGAGCGGAUCUGUUAGCAAGAAAUGAAGCUAAAAAGAUUGAAUUACGCAGCUUUGGCUGAAUGGUGAUGUGGUUGUAAUAUUAUGAUCAAUUGAUGAUGAAAAUAGAAAUCCAUUUUCUUAUGUGAACGCGCAGCGCGCUUUAAAGGCAUGAAAGCAGUGUCUGUCCUUUACCUUAAACAAAAGAC
Messenger RNA from Meira miltonrushii, 6550 nucleotides. RefSeq names its product ARM repeat-containing protein. The coding region runs from base 86 to 6424 and encodes 2112 amino acids. Gene Ontology annotation, cellular component: endocytic vesicle; membrane; Golgi apparatus. Gene Ontology annotation, biological process: intracellular protein localization; retrograde transport, endosome to Golgi; endocytosis. The transcript has a single exon. The record is from RefSeq and is a predicted model, not a curated record. Lineage: Eukaryota; Fungi; Basidiomycota; Exobasidiomycetes; Exobasidiales; Brachybasidiaceae.